AGAUAAUCAAAAGUUUGAUCCAAAAUGUUUUAGAAAUAACCCCCACUUGAUACUUUAAUAUUCAAUUCAAUUAUAUGGCUGAGAAUGCAGCAUUUCUCUCCCUUGUAUUUUUCGCAAUCUGAAUUUUUGGCACCAAAAAUCCCGACACUUUCAGACUCACUCAGCUCAGCAACUCCAUCUCCGACCUUUUUCUCUCUUCACCCACUCUUUCUCACCGCCGUAGCUCAGCCUGCUGACAGAGAGGAUGUCAAUUAUCACUACUUCACCUCGCUACACUUUCAACCUACCGAAGUCACAAGAUCAUUUCAGAAAUAACCCAGAAAAAUUCAGCCAAUUUCAGGUGAACCCAUUUCAAUUUCACUUCUGUAGGUCACAAUCCCACACAAUUUGUAGCAAAAGUAAUAAAUUAGUGUACCCAAUCACUGCUUCAAAUUGUAGCAGUACUGUAGUAGAACAAUCUCCUAAAAACCAGUUAUUUAGAAGCAAAAAUCCUAAGGAUAUUAAUGUAUUGAUUGUAGGUUCAACUGGGUACAUUGGCAAAUUUGUUGUAAAAGAGUUGGUUAAGAGGGGUUUUAAUGUGAUUGCUGUUGCUAGAGAGAAAAGUGGGAUUAGAGGUAGAUAUGGUAAAGAAGAGACUCUUAGUCAAUUGAAUGGUGCUAAUGUGUGCUUUUCUGAUGUUACUAAUUUGGAUGAUUUGGAGAGGAAUUUGGUAAAUUUCGGGGUUGAUUCGAUUGAUGUUGUGGUUUCGUGCCUAGCGAGUCGAAACGGGGGGAUUAAAGACUCUUGGUUGAUUGAUUAUGAGGCUACUAAGAACAGUCUUCUUGCUGGAAAGAAAUUUGGGGCUGUUCACUUUGUGUUGCUUUCUGCAAUAUGUGUGCAGAAACCCCUUUUAGAAUUUCAGCGCGCCAAGUUGAAAUUCGAGGCGGAAUUGAUGCAGGAAGCUGAGAGAGAUGAGGGGUUUAGUUAUAGCAUUGUGAGGCCUACCGCGUUUUUUAAGAGUUUGGGAGGGCAGGUUGAGCUUGUGAAAGAUGGCAAACCUUAUGUAAUGUUUGGGGAUGGGAAAUUGUGUGCUUGUAAACCAAUGAGUGAACCUGAUUUAGCUUCGUUUAUUGCGGAUUCUGUCUUAGAUGAAGAUAAGAUUAAUCAGGUUUUGCCGAUUGGAGGGCCAGGGAAAGCACUUACGCCAUUAGAGCAAGGAGAGAUGUUGUUUAAACUUUUGGGAAAGGAGCCAAAAUUUAUAAAAGUUCCCAUUGAGAUCAUGGAUUUUGCUAUUGGUGUACUUGAUUUCCUAGCUAAGGUUAUCCCAUCUUUGGAAGAUGCUGCGGAGUUUGGAAAAAUUGGGCGAUAUUAUGCUGCUGAGAGUAUGCUGGUUCUGGAUCCUGAAACUGGAGAAUACAGUGCUGAAAAAACUCCAAGCUAUGGUGGAGACACUUUGGAAGAGUUUUUCCAGAAGGUCCUUAAAGAAGGUAUGGCCGGCCAAGAGUUGGGGGAGCAGACAAUAUUUUAGUUGUUUUGGGAUCCUUCAACUUUAAUGCUUUGUUACAUAUAAAUGUACAUCCUGUUCUUACCAUUCGUAUAACUAUAUGCAUUUGUAGUGAUAUAAAUUUUUGACUGAGUGACUAUUUUGUAUUGCAUGGCCUUGAUGAUACUUAGACCUUUUCA
Messenger RNA from Chenopodium quinoa (quinoa), 1662 nucleotides. RefSeq names its product divinyl chlorophyllide a 8-vinyl-reductase, chloroplastic-like. The record is from RefSeq and is a predicted model, not a curated record. The transcript has a single exon. Gene Ontology annotation, molecular function: oxidoreductase activity. NCBI's taxonomy places the organism in Eukaryota, Viridiplantae, Streptophyta, Magnoliopsida, Caryophyllales, Amaranthaceae. The coding region runs from base 245 to 1507 and encodes 420 amino acids.